Messenger RNA from Gavialis gangeticus (Gharial), 3668 nucleotides. It is a transcript of the gene PTPN3, whose product is annotated as protein tyrosine phosphatase, non-receptor type 3. Gene Ontology annotation, molecular function: cytoskeletal protein binding; protein tyrosine phosphatase activity. The transcript has 27 exons. The record is from RefSeq and is a predicted model, not a curated record. Lineage: Eukaryota; Metazoa; Chordata; Crocodylia; Gavialidae. Gene Ontology annotation, cellular component: cytoplasm; cytoskeleton; cytoplasmic side of plasma membrane. The coding region runs from base 63 to 2840 and encodes 925 amino acids. Gene Ontology annotation, biological process: protein dephosphorylation.
GAUGCAUGUAAAUAUUUGGGGUCUCAAAAUGAUUAAAACCUGAUGGUUAUUCAGAAAUAGUAAUGAACUCCCGGUUACGAGCAUUAGGUGGGAGGAUAAAUAAUAUACGUGCAUCAGAGCUGCCAAAAGAGAAGACCCGAUCGGAGAUUAUCUGUAACAUCCACUUUCUGGAUGGCUCAAUACAAAGCUUUAAAGUCAAUAAACAAGAUACUGGUCAGAUUUUGUUGGAUAUGGCUUAUAACCACUUGGGUGUGACAGAGAAGGAAUAUUUUGGUUUACAGCAAAAUGAAGAGGCAGUAGAUUCUCUUCGGUGGCUUGAAAUGAGCAAACCUAUCAAAAAACAGCUUAAAGGAGGUUUUCCCUGCACCCUGCAUUUUCGAGUAAGGUUUUUUAUACCUGAUCCCAACACACUACAGGAGGAACAAACCAGGCAUUUAUUCUUCCUACAGCUGAAAACAGAUAUUUUGGAAGGAAGGUUGACAUGCCCUCUUAAUUCUGCUGUUGUCCUGGCAUCUUAUGCAGUACAGGCUCAGCUUGGAGACUUUAACUCUACAGAACAUCAUUCAGGAUACCUUGCAAAUUGCCACUUUUUACCAGAUCAGAACAAAGAUUUUCUAAUCAAAGUUGAAUCGCUGCAUGAACAGCACAGUGGCCUCAAGCAAUCUGAAGCAGAGUCCUGUUAUAUAAAUAUAGCACGAACCCUUGAAUUUUAUGGAGUGGAAUUGCACAGUGGUAGAGAUCUACAUAAUCUCGACCUGAUGAUUGGAAUUGCUUCAGGUGGCAUUGCUGUAUACAGAAAAUGUAUUUGUACAAGUUUCUAUCCCUGGGCAAACAUAUUAAAAGUUUCCUUUAAAAGGAAAAAGUUUUUUAUACAGCAACGACAAAAACAUAAUGAAACCAGAGAGCAUAUUGUUGCCUUCAACAUGUUAAAUUACAGAGCAUGCAAAAAUCUGUGGAAAUCUUGUGUAGAGCAUCACACCUUUUUUCAGGCAAAGUCACUACCUCAUGAAAACAAGAUAUUUUCUCAUUACUGGACCUUGGGUUCUAGAAACCUAACAAAGUCUGUAAACAACCAGUAUUGCAGAAAAGUCAUAGGUGGGAUGGUUUGGAACCCAUCAGUGAGGAGAUCUUUAUCGGUCGAACAACUAGAGACCAAAAGCCUUCCUUCUCGGUCUCCUCCUGUUACCCCCAACUGGCGGAGUCCUAGGCUACGUCAUGAGAUUCGUAAGCCACGACAUUCAUCUGUAGAUAACCUUACAAAUGAGAUUACGUACAUUACAGAAACUGAGGAUGUUUUUUAUACAUAUAAAGUCUCUCCAACCUCAAAGGACAGUGAUUCAGAGGUCUCCCAAAAUCGCAGUCCACGGAGGAGGUCACCUGAACAAGAAUCAUCAAAGAACAUAUUGGGAAAUAGUCCAUCACAGAGCUGUUUGACCCAUACUUCAUCAAAUACCUUGACCCAGUCUACCAAUGGUGUUGGCAACACUUCAGGCUCCUAUCCAUUGGAUGGGGUGGAUCAGCAGUUUUUAGAAACAUAUGACAAUGUUACAAAAGGUAGCACCUCAGAAGAUUCCAGUCAGUACUACUGUGACAGGAAUGAAGUAAUAGAUGGGGAUUUACUUUUGGUGCAUAUCACCCCAGAUGAAGAUGGGAAGUUUGGAUUUAAUCUAAAGGGUGGUGUUGAUCAAAAAAUGCCUCUAGUGGUGUCAAGAAUAACUCCUGGGUCACCUGCGGAUAAAUGCAUCCCAAAACUAAAUGAAGGUGAUCAGAUAGUGUUAAUCAAUGGCCGAGACAUCUCAGAGCACACUCAUGACCAAGUGGUCAUGUUUAUAAAAGCCAGCAGAGAAUCACACACAAGGGAACUUGCACUUCUGGUCAAGCGGAAAGUUGUCAAACACUUUGUUGAGACCAAAUCUGAAGAUGAAGCUGAUUCUCAGAAUUUUCAGCAAUCCAUUCUUCCCACGUGUUCAGAAUAUGGUGAUACACUAGAAGAGUCUAUGGAACAACUGAAGAAAGGUCUGGAAAACGGGACAGUGCUCACUCAGUUUGAGCAACUUUACAGGAAGAAGCCGGGGCUGGCAGUUACAUGUGCAAAAGUUCCUCAAAAUAUGGACAAAAACCGAUACAAAGAUGUUCUACCGUAUGAUGCCACACGAAUAAUAUUGCAAGGAGAUGAAGAUUACAUUAAUGCAAAUUAUGUGACUAUGGAAAUUCCUUCCGCUGGCAUCGUGAACAGAUACAUUGCCACUCAAGGGCCUCUUCCACAUACCUGCGCACAUUUCUGGCAGGUAGUCUGGGAUCACAGAUUAACAUUGAUCAUCAUGUUGACAACCCUUACGGAACGAGGACGGACGAAAUGUCAUCAGUAUUGGCCUGAUCCACCAGAAAUAAUGGAGUAUGGCAACUUUCGUGUCAAAUGCCAGUCUGAGGAUUGCACUAUUGCCUAUGUUUUUAGGGAAAUGGUGCUUACAAAUAUUGAGACAGAGCAAGAACACAUAGUUACCCAUCUCCAGUAUGUUGCUUGGCCUGAUCAUGGUGUUCCUGAUGACUCCACAGACUUCUUGGAGUUUGUGAACUGUAUGAGACCAAAAAGAGUAAAGAAUGAGCCAGUCCUUGUUCACUGCAGUGCUGGAAUAGGUCGCACUGGUGUGUUGGUCACUAUGGAAACAGCCCUGUGUUUAAUUGAAAGAAACCAACCUGUUUAUCCACUGGAUAUUGUAAGAAAAAUGCGAGAUCAGCGAGCUAUGAUGGUGCAAACAUCAAGUCAAUACAAAUUUGUGUGUGAAGCCAUUCUUCGUGUUUACAAAGAAGGAUUAAUUCAACCGCUGGAUUCCAGUUAGUACAACAGUGAAAAAUUGAAUUUCUUCUUUCUAAGACACUUCCAGUUUUUGGAAAGCAAUCAGCUCAUUUCCAUAAGCAAGUAGAAAUGUUAUCAGAAGCCCAUGGGAAGACAAAUGAGCAUAUUUGAACUCUGGCACUUUAAAUUUCUGUAGAAGAAUCCUGAAUCAUGUACAAUAUGUAGGAAACAUGUAGAUAUGUAUAUGAGAGCACUUGUAUGUAAUAUGCAUUAUAUACAUGCACACUGAAAACAAAUGAUUGUGGAAACCUUAGCAUGUAUCUUAUCUUGCUGCCUUAAAACAACUUUUUCUCUAGAAAUUACUGUAGUUCUGUUGUUGACCAUUCUAAAGUACAAGAGGAAAACCAGUACUAGUAUUAUGAAAUGGCCCAACUAAUGAAGUAGUGAGUUACUUCACCUUUGCUAGGAGCUGAGGACUCAACACCUUUAAAGGUUGGUCCCAAAAUAAUCAUAGGCAAGGUAGUAUUGGUCAUGUUGUUUAUUUUAUAAAGAUUUCUCAAACAUUCUACAGGAACAGAAUACCAACAGCUGGCCAGUAAUUGAAUUGAAUUACUGGAGAAAUUAAAGAACAAACUCCCAUAAACCUGGUAGCAAGUUGUAACCUGCCACCUAUACUAAUAUACUUUCAGCAAGUCAUAUGUAGCAUAAAUGACACACUAAAUCAUUUAUUUUGGCAAUGGUAUAACCUGCAUUGGCCUAUGACCAGGUUUUCCAAUUGUUUAACCUCUGAGCAGCAAUGUAUUUCCCAUGCUUCUGUAUAUUGCACUCUUUGCUCCCUUAUCCCUUCAGUAAUCCCAUCUUAUAUUUUGUU